AUGCGUCGACCUUCAAGUCAAGCAGCUCUAAGUCGUCGACGGGCCCGGAGAAAGGACAGAAAAGAAACGACAAAAAAUGAAAAUGAAAAAGAGGAUGCUUUCCCAAUAUACACGGAAAAAAAAUACCUCAAAGAAACUCAGCAUCCACACCCAUUUUUUGAUUCUUCACCUUCUUAUAAUCUGCUGAACAACCAAUAUAUUAGAAUUUAAAAGGUACUAUCUGUAACUUCAAACUGAUUCCUUUCUAUCUGAACCGGUAAAAUUGCAGAAGAAAGAGCUCAAAACCAUGGCCAGUGGAGGAAGGCCUAGGCUCGGAUACGUCAUAGAAAUGGAUGAGAAGCUGAUCGAGAAGGCUUGCGAUUCUGCCACCAAAGCUCAUAUGUCUCCAGUGAAGCCAUUUAUUCAUGAGAAAUUCUCUGUUUCAUCAAGUCGUACAGUCAUUUUCAGCUUUCCUGCAGGAUCUUGGUCUGUGGACGAUUGGGUUGCUAGAAACCCAGUUGGAGAAACAGAGGUCAAAGCCAAGCUUUUUGGUUCUGUGAUCAGAUCUAUAGGCAACGAUGAAAUUGCCAUGGUUAAUGAACCUUUUCUGCGGAGAUUUGAGGUCCAGAUCUUGGGGACUUCGGAUUUCCAAAAUAAGGUGGAAGAGGCUAUCAGAAAGAAGAAGCAAAUAGUGUUUACAGGACACUCAGUGGGUGGUGCAAUGGCCAUCCUUGCAACGCUUUGGUUCCUGCAAGAAUACUCCAAACCUGGAAAAUCACCUCUUUGUCUGACUUUUGGAUGUCCUCUAAUUGGAAACCACAUAUUUUCCCAUGCUCUUAGGAGAGAGAACUGGGCUUCGUGUUUCAAACAUUUUGUCAUGAGAUAUGACAUUGUCCCUCGGAUAAUGCUUGCUCCCCUAUCAGCCAUUGACCAAAAAAUUUCACCCAUUCUGCAAUUCUUUGGAAGAAAUCCUGCACAACAACCCCCUUCAGCUUCGGACUUUUUUAAAACUGUAAUGGAAAAUGCAUCAACCCUGGCAAGCUACACUGCCUGCAGUCUCAUGGCGAACACAAAUAUGCUAUCGGAAACUUUAACAAGCUUCAUUGAGUUAAGCCCCUACAGACCUUUUGGAACCUACAUCUUCUGCAAUGAGAAUGGAAAACUGGUGGUCUUGAGCAACCCAGAUGCUGUUCUGCAACUACUGUUUUACUCCUCUCAAUUGAGCAGUGAAACUGAGGUGGAAGAGAUUGCCCGUAAAAGUCUUCAGCAACAUUUCCUGUACUCAAAAGAAUUGCAAGCUUUGGAUAGGAAAGAUGUAUAUGAUGCGAACCAAUUGGACACCAUCCCUCUGUCCGCAGAGGGAGUAGUCGGUAACAGUGCAGCACUUAACUCAGCCUUGAAUGACCUUGGCUUGAGUACCAGAGCUAGACUUUGUCUUCGUUCUGCGGGAGAGUUAGAGAAGCGAAAGCAGAGAAAUAAAGCUGAUAUUGAAGCCAAGAAGCGUGACAUGGAGGAACCAAUGAAGAUGCUAGAAGACUACAGAGAAAAGAAUGUGAUUCCCAGAGUAGGCUGGUACGAUGCCUUCAAGCUUCAAGAAACAGAACAAGACUUCAUUGCUAAUGUGAAGAGACUUGAGCUAGCAGGUAUAUGGGAUGAAAUCAUGGAGAAGUUGAAAAGAUAUGAACUCCCAGAUGAAUUCGAGGGCGAAAAGGAAUGGGUAGAGCUCGGAACUAGAUACCGCCGCCUUGUAGAGCCUCUAGAUAUUGCUAACUACUAUCGACACUCGAAGAAUGAAGACGCGGGAGCCUAUAUGGAAAGGGGCAGGCCAAAACGUUACAGAUACACACAAAGAUGGCGCGAGCAUAAUCUGAAGAUGGCUCCUGGAGCCAGCGGAGAAUCACAUUUCUGGGCAGAAGUAGAGGAGCUCCGCGGUAAAACUAGUAGCACAGGAGAGUUUGAACGUGAAAGUGCUAAAAUUCAGAAGCUAGCAGAAGAUGUUCGGAAAUGGGUCGAGGAAAAAGAUUUGUGGGGGGAUGUGUUCUUGGAGAAAUCCACCCUGGUGAAGUGGUGGAAAGCGCUUCCUGAAGACCGUAGGAGGAAAUUUUGCCUUUCGGAAUUCAUAAAAUGAUAAAGCAACGGAGAUUUUUGCUGUUCACCACUGCUUCCAUAUGUUUGAUUCUUUGAAUACGAAAUAUGCUAUGAUUGCCUCUUCGUUUUUUUUUCUUUUUUUUUUUUUUUUUUUUUUUUUUUUUUUUUUUUUUUAACCUUUUUGGCGAGAGGAUGAUGAUGUGUACUGUAUCUCUAUAACUUGAGCUAAACGAACUUCAAGACUAAAGGCAGCUAUUCGGUUUUGUCAUUUUUGUAUGGACAUGAAAUCUGAAAAAUAAAGGAAGCAAUUCUUAA
This is a messenger RNA of Carya illinoinensis, 2382 nucleotides long. RefSeq names its product protein EDS1B-like. Gene Ontology annotation, biological process: defense response; lipid metabolic process. The record is from RefSeq and is a predicted model, not a curated record. The coding region runs from base 287 to 2107 and encodes 606 amino acids. The transcript is spliced from 3 exons. NCBI's taxonomy places the organism in Eukaryota, Viridiplantae, Streptophyta, Magnoliopsida, Fagales, Juglandaceae.